UUUCUAGCCCCGGUCGAGGAGCGGGCGGAGGCCGGAGGGCGGGUGCUGGGCGCCGGGGGCUGAGCCGAGGUCCAUCGCGGGCUCCAGCGAUGCUGCUGCUGCCGCCGCCGCCGGCGGCAUCUUCCUGGUGUGCAGCGUGCCCAAUGGUCUCAAGAUGUCCUCCAGGCUUCGUACUGCUAAGAACCAUUAGAAACCAAGACUAGCAUCUGUCAGAUGGGGCUGCCUGUUCAUCCCUGUCUGCACACCUUUGCUGUGGGGGGAGAAGAGGAGCAGAAUAGCAUGAAAAGUGCAAAAUGUUUCAAAUUCCUGUUCAAAACCUUGAUAAUAUCAGGAAGGCUCGAAAAAAGGUGAAGGGUAUUCUUGUGGAUCUUGGUCUUGACAGCUGCAGGGAGCUGCUGAAGAGUCUGAGAAGUUUUGACCCAGGUGAAGAACACUUCUGCAACACUUCAUGGAGUGAUGUCUCUCCGUGGGAGUCUGUGGGCAGAAGGAAGAGGUACAGAACAAAGCCCUACUGCUGCAGCUUGUGCAAGUUCUCCUCCAAACUGCUCACUUCCUUCAGGAACCACUUGCAUCGUUACCAUGAGGAUGAGAUGGACCAAGAGCUGGUGGUUCCUUGCCCAAAAUGUGCAUUUGCUUCUGAUCCCAAAGUAGUGGGGAAGCACAUCCGGAUGUUCCACUCCAGCAAAAGGAUCCAGAACUAUACAGUCAGCAUCCUGGAUGGCAUGAAACAGUUCCGGAGUGACAUCAUAAACUUCACCUGUCUGAAAUGUCACUUCACAGACACCCUGUACUACAACAUGAAGAAGCAUGUGCUGAUGAACCACUUCCAGAACCUGAUCAGCACUUACUUUGGCCAGAAGCCUGAUGACAGUGGGGAGGACUGUGCUGAGCACUACUGCAAAAAAUGCAGUGCCUCUGCCAACAGCCAGGACUCCCUCAUGUAUCACGUCCUGACCGCCGAGACGCACCGAGACCUGGAGAACAAGCUCAGGUCUGUCAUCUCAGAGCACAUUAAGAAGCCAGGGCUGGUGAAGCAGAUGCACAUUGCCCCGAAGCCUUUGCAGGCUGUGGCAGCAGCUCCUCCAGCAGCCACAGGGCCCACCACAGCCCCAGCAGGCUCUGUUGCGGGUCCCACCUGCAUCCAGCUCACAUUUCCACAGAGCAAUCCCAACCAGAGCAUGGUGCAGCCAAACUCAGUAAGGCCCCUGCCUGUCCCAAGUGCCUCUGGUAGCCUUCCACACAUGACCUCUGCCCCGGCUGUCACCCCCUCACACGUUGCUCUUGUCUCCAGCAACCUUGCUGCAGGCCAGACCAGCAUUGGCAUCCAGCCCUCACCGCCCCAGCCCAUCCUUGUCUCCCACAGUCUGCCCCUCAGCCAGCCUCUGGGAGCUGGAGCUCUUCCUCUGAACCCCUCUGUUGGGACUGUCAGCAGAACUGUGGCCCCUGCAGUGCUGCCUCUCAGCCAUCCUGUCAGGCCUGGGCUCUUCCCUGUCAGCCAGCCCCUUAGCACCAUCAGUGGUCCUGUUGCGGCUGGGUCGGUGCCCAUGACCCAGCCAGUCAGCCCUGUCAACCCUCCAGUUGCCCCGGGGGUCCUCUCUGUCAACCCUCCAGUUGCCCCGGGGGUCCUCUCUGUCAACCCUCCAGUUGCCCCGGGGGUCCUCUCUGUCAACCCUCCAGUUGCCCCGGGGGUCCUCUCUGUCAACCAGUCGCUUGGUCCUGUGAGCAGACCCCUGGGUCCCAGGGUCCUGCCUGUGGCACAGUCGGUGGCAUCGGGCGUUCUGCAGCUGGGCCAGCCUGUGGCCUCAGGGGUGGUCCCUGUCAGGCAGCCUGUCAGGCCCGGGUUUCUGCAGCUCAACCAGCCCGUUGCCCCUGCAGUCAUCCCUGUGAACCAGCCCGUGCAGCCCGCAGUCUCUCAGGGCACUGCUUUCCUGACCACCGGCUCCAUCCUCAGGCAGCUGAUCCCCACGGGCAAGCAGGUUAAUGGGAUCCCCACCUACACCCUGGCCCCAGUCUCAGUGACUUUGCCUGUACCUGCUGGGGGUGGACUGGCAACAGUGACGCCCCCGCAAGUGCCCAUCCAGCUGAUGCAGUCUGGGACAGUGACCCAACUGUCCCAGUCCCCAGCCAGUGCCCCCUCUCCUCCCGUGGUCCUGGCUUCCCAGAGCGUCUCCCUGCAAGGCUCUCCCCCUGGCCCUGAGACCAGCCAGGCCAUCAGGCAGGCCAAGCAGUGGAAGACUUGCCCAGUUUGCAAUGAGCUAUUCCCAUCCAACGUCUACCAGGUGCAUAUGGAGGUGGCCCACAAGCAGGGGGAGGUGAAGGUGGAGGGGGUCCUGGAGCCCGACAAGCUGGCAGCCUGCGCGCCCUUCCUGAGGUGGAUGAUGGAGAAGACAGUCUGGUGCUUCUCUUGCAAGUGCUUCCUCUGUGAGGAGGAGCUGAUGAGGCACCUCUUGAUGCACGGCCUGGCUUGCUUGUUUUGCACAGUCACUUUCCAUGACCUGAAAAGCUUUGUAGAGCACAGCAAAGCCACCCACAGCGGGAGGAAGCAGCUGCACGCGGAUUACAGCAACAGAGGGUUUCAGCUGGGGAACGACGCGCAGGGCGACCUUGUGUUUCCACACUUCGACUUCACUACAGUGCUGCCCAAGGAGGACAUCGACAGGGAGGUGCACCUGGCAGUGCUUGCUGGGCUCACCUCAAGGACGCUCGUCCCCCUUUACCUCAAGGUGAAGCCUCAGACAGCAGAAGUGAAGACCAGGUAUGGCAAGGUGUCGACCUGUCCCUUUUGCUUCAGCACCUUCGUUAGAGAAGAGAACUACCAGAGGCACCUGAAGGAGCGGCACCACAUCAUGCCCACGGUGCACACCAUCCUCAAGACCCCUGCCUUCAAGUGCAUCCACUGCUGUGGUGUCUACACUGGAAACAUGACUCUGACAGCAAUUGCUGUCCACUUACUGCGCUGCAGAAGCGCUCCCAAGAACAGCAUGAAGAUGGAGAAGAAGGAGCUGCUGCUCAUCAAUGGUGAGAAGCAGGACUCUGUGAUGCUGAAGAGGAAGCAGCUGGAGUCCUGCUUUGCUGCAGAAGACCAAAGGAGUAAGGAGCAGCUGAGCCUUAGCGCUGUGGAGGAGGUGACUUCAGGGAUAGUGCCUUUCAAACGCCAGAAGGUCACCGGCAGGAUGGAGGUGAAGAAGCUCCCUGGUGACGACCUUCGCUUCCUGGCGGUGGACCCUAAGGAGUACGACCACAACUCCUACGAGGCUCAGAAACAGUUCUUGAUAGAUUACUUCCACAAGAGGCCAUACCCUUCCAAAAAGGAGAUGGAGCUGCUCUCCUUGCUGCUGUGUGCAUGGAAAAUCGAUGUAGCCUCUUUCUUCGUCAGGAAGAGGAACGUCUGCCUGAAGGCCAUCAACAGACAGAGGCCGUCUGUGCUGCUGGGCUUCAGCAUGUCCGAGCUGAAGAGCAUCAAGCACAGCCUGAGUAUCAAGGAUGAACCCACAGAGGUCUGAGCCUUUUAGAGUGGCUCCAAGCCCCCCACAGUUGCUCCCCUCUCCAUUUAGCAGCCCCCUGUAUGAUUUGUUUCCACUCGCAGACUGGCCCGUGAGGGGCGCAGUGGUAGAAGUCUUGUUCAGUUGUGGCUGUUCUUGUGGAAGGCAGGCCUGGAUGGAUUUGGGAACGCCCAGACCUUCCGGCUUGCACAUCUGGGACUCGCUUUAGCUCCCUAGCUGUUCUGGAGUAGUGGGAUUCUUUGGUGGUUCAUUUUGUUGCUGUUGUUGUUUUUUUUAUGAUUCAUUGCCCUCCCGCUCCAGGCUCCCGUGACACUUUUUAUACCACCACCUAAAACAUUUGUCCUGGUAAAAACAAACUUUAUUUUAUUUUUCUGCAAUGUCAUCACCUUUUUCUGAAAAAUAAAAUGUCUAUUGUUGGUUAAAAUA
Pogoniulus pusillus (Red-fronted tinkerbird) is the source of this 3929-nucleotide messenger RNA. It is a transcript of the gene ADNP2, whose product is annotated as ADNP homeobox 2. The record is from RefSeq and is a predicted model, not a curated record. Lineage: Eukaryota; Metazoa; Chordata; Aves; Piciformes; Lybiidae. Bases 294 to 3503 code for a protein of 1069 amino acids. Gene Ontology annotation, biological process: regulation of gene expression. Gene Ontology annotation, cellular component: nucleus. The transcript is spliced from 5 exons. Gene Ontology annotation, molecular function: DNA binding.